This is a messenger RNA of Phytomonas sp. Hart1, 1336 nucleotides long. The record is from the annotation of a GenBank genome assembly. Lineage: Eukaryota; Euglenozoa; Kinetoplastea; Trypanosomatida; Trypanosomatidae.
UUUCUUCCUUUUGGUUACUACGACCUCUAUAAAGAGGACAAGAGUAAUUUUAAGAACUAAGAGUGUAGUAGUCAACCGAUCCACAAUGACUUCCAUCACACACACAACCGAGCAGAUGCUGACCACAAGUCACGAAUCCCCUCCUGUAUGUCUGAAUAACUGCCUCCUUGUGUAUCCCAUCCCUUCCAUCGCCGAUGAAUCCUUCCUGGGGGCAAUUUUUCGCUCUAGGGUACGUCGCUCUGUCUUCAGCGGAUUUGGUCGGCACCGCUUCGCAAUAGUCGAGUUGGAUGAUGUGGAGCGUGCUGAAAAGGUGUAUGCGUGGGCCUCACAUCGGCUCGUGGAAGAAAAGAGUUCUGGUACCCAAAGUACCGACGAGCCUACCCUGCCUCUCCUGAACGGUGAUGAGGAUUGUACAUUGGCGGAGAUCGCCGAGGCCGUCGCUCACGAACAGGCGGCCAAAUCCAACGAUACCGCGGACCUCGACUACCUCUCCAACCUCAGAUGGAGCGGGAAGUACAGGAUCUACGUCGUCCCCAGUCCUUUCGCGAUACAAGAGCUUUUCGACUGCGGUGGUACCGUCCCACAGAAUAAAUCGUUCAACAAACGCGUCCCCCCCAAUGUCAACAAACGCGAUAUUCAAAGCAAACAUCAACCCGAGAGAGAAGCUGCGCUGCCACCUGACGACGUGCCCACGCCACGCCGAACUCGCACGGAAGGCGACGAGUCGCCUGGAAAAACAACAUUUCCCAAGGACUGUUGCCAAAAAUGUGGAAGUUCGGCGCACUUCACAAGGCAUUGCGAUGGUUCCGGGCCUCUCCCAUCGGCAAAGACAGAGGUGCAGGCCAAGAGUCCUUCCCGCGAAGACGUAGAGGUGGUGAUUGAGAGGAAACCCUCCACAUGUGAGGAGACGAAGGAUUAUCACCCUCCUAGCACCAACUUCAUCGACGGCGCGGACGCAGCGAGUGUGUGUAAAAAACCCACCUUUACGCGCACAUCGAAGGACCAAUGCAAGCACUGUGGUUCCGACGAACAUUUGUCGAGACACUGCCCAAAUAAAUAAACCUGUUGAAAACUAUGAACAUAUACGCUUAUAGGGCUCAUUGACGUACUAUGUGGAUACAUGGUGUAUACGAUUCUACUCUACGCUAAGUAAUGCUUUGUAUCUGCCCAGCUAACAGAUAAAAGGAGUUAAAUGAGCCGAUUAUGUUGUCUGACAUGUUUAGCAACAGAUUUUGUCAAACAACAGAAGAAACACACACACAAAAAAGGUUCCUAACAUUGGUGUUUCAAAUGUUCAAAGCACGUCUACUGUGUGAUUGUAAAAUAAGCAGGUAAA